Molecule: messenger RNA, 3831 nt
Organism: Malus domestica (apple)
Lineage: Eukaryota; Viridiplantae; Streptophyta; Magnoliopsida; Rosales; Rosaceae
Source: RefSeq, a predicted model, not a curated record
AAUUCUAAAUUUUCUUUUUCCACGCAAAAAUUUUAAAUUAGUACGUUUAAGAAUCUUCGGAAGCAGCGGACGUCAAUUUAUAAUUUUUUUUUCUAAAUUUAAAUUAUUUUCUUCUUCCAAAAGUGAAUUUCCAGAACAAAAAGCGAUACGUGUUUAUCCAUUUGCGUGGCACGUCAUGAUUAAUGGGGGACAGAGUAUCUAAGAGACGAACGGCGGGGUAAGCGAAGGAGAGAUCGGAAUGGACGGCCCUCCAGGCGGCGAUGUGUGUUCAGUUUGCCAUGGCAACUUCGACACUCCUUGUCAGGCCGAUUGCUCUCACUGGUUUUGCGGAGAGAUAUGGUUUUCUUUUUAAUCUGAUCAGUUGUCCCUGAUCUUAAUAAUCAAAAGUGGAUCUCCUGUUAGCCAGUUUUCUCAAGACACCUGCUGCAAAUUUGGGCAAAGUCAUGCGAUCAGUUCUUGCUUACCAUGUUAUUAUGUGCAGAAGAUACUUUAUAGUGUAUGCCACCAUCUUAUUCUCGUUUCAUCCCAAGAGGCCUUUCUAUAUCUCAAAUCCAGAGAUUCAUACCUAAAAGCUGGAAGGAAGGAACGAAACAAUUUGGGAAAUCAUCUGCUUUAUGUAUUUCGGAAACAGGUUCAGCUGUUGAUGAUUCUAUGAUAGAUUCUCUUCUUACAUCCAUCAAUAAUUAUGCAAGCCAAGGAAAUUUAUCAAAAGCAUUCAAAACUAUCUCUCUUGUCCAGCUCCAUGCCUCUUCUCCUACUUGUGACCUUAUCUUACAUUCCAUCUCUUCUGUUAUCUUAUCUUGUGCCAACCAUAAAUCAUUACCACAGGGUGAACAACUUCAUGCACAUAUUGUUAGAUUGGGGUUUGAACGACACCCCAUUUUGGUUCCCAAGCUGGUUACAUUUUACUCAAGCUUUAAUCUCCAUGCUGAGGCUCGUAUCAUUCUUGAGAAUUCAAAUAUAUUGCAUCCUCUACCUUGGAAUCUGCUCAUCUCUUCAUAUGUUAAAAAUGAACUUUUGGAUGAUGCUCUCUCUACAUAUAAACAAAUGGUCAACAAGGGGAUUAGGCCAGAUUGUUUCACUUACCCAUCUGUUCUCAAGGCUUGCGGUGAAAAAUUGGAUAUAAGUUUUGGCAGGGAGGUGCAUAAGUCCAUUGAUGCUCGUUGUCAGGAGUGGAAUUUAUUUGUGCAUAAUUCAUUGGUCUCCAUGUAUGGGAAAUUUGGGCUUCUCGACGUUGCUCGUCACUUAUUCGACAAAAUGCCCACAAGGGAUUCAAUUUCUUGGAAUGCAAUGAUCUCUGGUUAUGCCUCCAAGGGCAUGUGGACGGAUGCAUUUGAGCUGUUUGGAAACAUGCAGAUGGAGGGUAUUGGAGUUAAUAUCUUACUUUGGAAUACCAUUGCUGGUGGGUGCUUGAGGACAGGUAAUUUCAGGGGCGCUCUUGAGUUGCUUUCUCAAAUGAUAAGUUGUGGUAUUUUAUUGGACUCGGUAGCAUUGACGAUUGGUUUGAGUGCUUGUUCCCACAAUGGAGCCAUUAAAUUAGGGAAGGAAAUUCAUGGUUUUUCGAUUCGUAGUGGUUGUGAUGGGUAUAAUAAUGUUAAUAAUGCAUUGAUUACAUUGUAUUCUAGGUGCAAAGACCUUAGGAAAGCCUAUACUUUGUUUGAAUUGAUAGAAGAUAGGAGUAUAAUUACUUGGAACUCCAUGCUUUCUGGUUAUUCUCACAUGGAUCGAGCUGAGGAAGCUUCAUUCUUAUUUAGGGAGAUGUUGUGUUCAGGAAUUGAACCUAACUAUGUUACUAUUGCCAGCAUCCUUCCUCUCUGUGCUCGGGUCGCAAACCUUCAACAUGGGAAGGAGUUCCACUGCUACAUUACAAAACGUGUAGUGUUUGAUGAUUGUUUAUUGCUACGGAAUGCCCUUGUGGACAUGUAUGCCAGAUCGGGCAAGGUUUUACAGGCGAGAAGAGUAUUUGAUUCAAUGUCGAAGAAGGAUGAAGUAACUUAUACUUGCAUGAUUGUGGGAUAUGGAGUCCAGGGUGAAGGAAAAGCUGCACUGAAGUUAUUUGAAGAGAUGAACUUGUUACACAUAAAACCAGAUCAUGUAACUAUGGUUUCAAUUUUAUCAGCUUGUAGCCAUUCCGGUCUAGUAAUCCAAGGCCAAAUGCUAUUUGAAAAGAUGCUGAGUGUAUACGGUAUAACUCCCGAUUUGGAGCACUAUGCCUGCAUGGUCGAUCUCCUUGGGAGGGCCGGUCUACUAAACAAAGCAAAGAAGAUUAUCACAAGGAUGCCUUACAAGCCAACUUCUGCUAUGUGGGCUACACUUAUUGGAGCAUGUCGGAUCCAUGGAAAUAUGGAGAUCGGGGAAUGGGCAGCCGGGAAGCUGUUAGAAAUGAGACCGGAAAAUUCUGGUUACUAUGUGUUAAUUGCUAACAUGUAUGCUGCUGCUGGUUGUUGGAACAACCUAGCGAGAGUGAGGACUUUCAUGAGGGACUUGGGUGUGAGGAAGGAUCCUGGCUGUGCUUGGGUUGAUGUGGGCGAUGGAUUUUCACCCUUUUUGGUGGGGGACACAACAAAUCGGCUGAGAGAUGAAAUUUACCUUUUGUUGGAUGGCUUAACGGAGUUAAUGAAAGAUACUGAUUCCGUUGUCAAUGGGGAUAUAAGUUCAGGUUAUGAUGUUUUUGAGGAUUAGAAUAGAAGGAAGCUGAUUAUACGAAAAGGAUUGCUAACACAAUGUCAUGUAAAUUGAUUUCAAUUCUGUAAUCUUGAGAAACACUUGCAGAUCCAUGGGUUUUUUUACCAAUUUUGAAGUGAAAAUAUUCUGCUAAUAUGGUGCAGGAUAGAGUGUCAUGAAGAAUGCUUGAGUUGUCCCACUUGAACUUAUCACAUGAUUCACAUCUAAAGGUUGAUGCCGGGCGCAGUUGUUUUCAGAUUUUAUCUUCUUUCUGUGCUUUUGACAUUUCAGUUUUGUAGUGCAUAUGACUGAUUUGACAUAAUUUUGCUAAUUCCAGAGAAGUUGCACCUUUGUGAACUGACAACAUUAUUUCUUUUCUGAGUACAGAGACACCAAUAGUAAUUUUCCUAGAAUAUGAUUUUUACUUAUUUUAGUAAAGUUUUUCUAAUGCAGACUACGAUAUCAUGUUUUUCGGUUUUCUAAUGGCAUCUCAUUCUCUAUUGACUCAAAACUCAAGUAUUAGCGGCAUUCAACACUUCUGUUUGUUUGUAGGGAUCGGUUACUUUUGUGUCAAAGGGAAACUGCUGGCGUUAUUUUCCUUUUACAUGCACCUGGUGGUGAGAGCAACUUCACAGCUUUGUUUUGAUUUUCUUGGAUUGCCCUUUUGAUUGUUUGGUAGGCAAGACUAUGAUGCCGAAGUAGGGCGAAUGAAGUGAAACAGAUGAGUUUUGGCAAGAUUUUGGAGAAAAUGAAGACAGUGGGUCAGUGUAAAUUACCUUUGGUUGAUAUUGGUGGGGGGUUUAUCAUGAUGCGUGUUGUUGGACAGCCAGCUAUGGAAAAAGCUAAAACAGGUAAUGUUUCUGUUAGGAACUUAGUCUCGGAUUUUGUAUAAGAAUCUGCUGGGGUUGGGUGGCUGAAGGCAGAACAUAUUAAAUUUGGCCUUUAGUGUGCUUAAACCGGCAGGGAUGAUCAGAAUUGAUGUUUUUAGUUAUUAAAACGUGCUAUUUAUACUGUAAACUACACCAAGGGAACGGGGGAUGGUUAGAACUUUGAAUCCGGGAUGCAGUGGGGCUAAGAGAAAUAUCCUCCCCACCGGGCCAAUCAACCACUCACAGAAUUGUUGUUAAAAUACCUCUGCUAAAAAUAGAUAAAUUUUCAAUUAUUGAU